Athalia rosae (coleseed sawfly) is the source of this 2155-nucleotide messenger RNA. RefSeq lists its product as uncharacterized. Bases 362 to 1603 code for a protein of 413 amino acids. The transcript has 3 exons. The record is from RefSeq and is a predicted model, not a curated record. NCBI's taxonomy places the organism in Eukaryota, Metazoa, Arthropoda, Insecta, Hymenoptera, Athaliidae.
AUAAUGAUUUUCAUAAUGCUUUCCUGUACUGUUUGAAUACAUGACUUUGAUGGAAGUAUCGUCCACAGUCAGCAUCACGGUUGCAAGUUUGAGCACAAUCUCAAGUUUGCGUAACAUAAAUGUAUCUUGACGCAUCAAUUCACGCCAAAUGGAUUCAACCAUGAAAAGAUUGUAAAAAAUACUAUGAACACGCUAUAAACCUCAUUCGGAAAUAAUAAAGUUUUGCUGAUGUUCACUCGAAGCGAUAAUUGUGCUGAUAAUUUCACGGUUAUCGGUUUUUUCAGGGUAUACUUUCUCUAGAAAUGAGGGUGCCUGGUGCCCGCAUAUAUACGCUUGAAGGUUUGACCAGGUUUGCCAUAGAAUGAUAGAAAUACCGUUCAUUUUCGUACGGACCAUCAAUCAUUCAACUCAUAGAAUGUUCGCAACCGCAUUUCUUGCCUUGUUCGUCUGCACUAUUUGCAAUAAUGCAGUAGAAUGCUUCACUGUCAGGCGUCCAAUUUUUAGUCCGGACGUUGCCUUAAGAACAGAAACGGCAAAAAAUUUUACGAUACUGAAGAGAAUCGACGAUGUAGCGAUUGAGAACCAGCCUGUGCCAUUUUCAAUUCUUCGAGAUGCGGAUCGAAUUGUUAUUUCGAAAAAAAACGUGACAGACCUGGGCGGAAAAAAAGAAUCCCAGCAUCGCAGACCAAAGUUUUUUGGUCCCCUGAGUUUUCUUGCUGGUCUGGGUGCUGGAAGUUUGGCUUCUGCCAACGCUAACGCUUUCGCGAAACUCUUCAACAGUGCAUUUACCCUGCAAUUUGGCCCUUCGGGAUAUUUCGCAGGGUUAUACUCGCCUCAGCCGUACGUACCGGUCUCGUAUCCCGUGUUUUACCCUGUUCCAACUCCUCUGCAUCAUAAACCGAACGUGAUGAGUGGGAUCCCGGUGAUUGCACCUCCAGGAUUAUUUGCAGAUUCUGAAACUUCUCAGCAACAGAUCUCAAACCUUACAAUUAGUACGGGUAAAAAUUCGAACAGAACUAAUACCGAUUCUUCCAACAAAGAUCUCGAAGUGGAGAACCAGACGAAUGACGAGGUUGAUCCUAUAAGUCCAAUAAUUAGUGACGAUGAACCAGAAUCGAGGCAAAUUUUUGGAUCGAGGUCAACGACAACGACAACAUCAGCAACGUCGAAUACAACGACGACGACAUCUAAGCCGAUGACUACAACGCCGAUGAACACCUCCUCAAUCAAUGUGACUGUAGCAUCCAACGAAACGCUACCAACUGAAUUACCUGCAAACACUACCACCGAAUCCCCAUCAUUCCAUGGUUAUUAUUAUGGUAGCAAUCCGCAAUACGUGGGAAACGUGAUUUUGACAACGGAAAACCCUGAACAAAGGUACUAUGAGGACCACGUUGAAGAAACGUAUCCUUUACCUUUCGAAAGAGCCGCAAUAUUCAAUCCUUACCAUAACUUUGAGUCGUAUUCGAACCCAUUCAGUAACUCAUUUUCGUCUAAUGACCAAUUUGCUGAUUUUUUAAAUACCAUUGAGUCCGAACCUUAUCGAACGGACGAGCCGAUUGAUAAUCGGUGGAAUUCCAAUGGAUUCAGGCCGAUCUUGUAAUUGUUAACCAAAUUGAAAAUCUCCUGUAUAUUUUGUUUCUAUAUAGCCAUAAAUUUACCCUAUUUUGUGAAUAUCCAAAGCAUACCUGGUGCUGGGAAAAUUUUCAUAAGAUCUCUUCUACCUUUUGUACAUCUAAAAACCAAAUCAAUAAAUCAAAUGGUGUAUAAAUUAAUCACGGUAACGGUACACUCACGAAAACUGUGCGUGAAUAAAUUAAUCCACAUUCGAUUCACCGUUAAGUGAAAAAAAGAUACAUAACUUGAAUGGCUGGCUAAUUAAGCGCAGCUGUGCCAUUUUCCUUUCGGAAAAUUUCUGGUUUUUCGGGAUUGUCGCAGAGCACCAACCGAACUCGACCGCAAUAAGUUUCUUCAAAUUCAGUGCACUACACAAACCAGCGCUGAAAGACAAAGGCGUACAUGCGUUGACUACCCUUCAUCAAACUUUUCCGAUAAUAUGGAUUUGAGGGAAAUUCAAUAAUCCGAUUUCUCUGUUCGUAAAACAUCAUAACAAUGUAUUCUUUCAUCUUUGGCUACGUGUAUAUAUAUAUUCUGU